UCUGACGUCAUCACCGCACCAGCAGUACGAGAAUAAAUGGCGACCAGACCUCACUUUGUUGCAAAAAAAUACAAAUUUGAUCCUUUAUUUUACCCUAUUUUAGCGUGCUUUGUAUGUAUACCAACCAACCGAGUGCUAGGCCAACCGUCAGAGAGUCAUCCCAGCAGGGAUUCUGUGCCAAUUUGAGGCUUCAUCCAUCCGAAAGAAUGAAAUAAUGAAUCUGGACUCCCAUUCGUUGGCCUUGUCUCAAGUCACGAACCUUGUGAGCAAUUUGUCGAAGAAAAACUACAAGCAGAGUGUUGCAGAACUUUCCCGUCUUGUCAGCCAGCAGGGGCCGGAGGGGGACAGGCAUCUGCUGCGCUGCCUCUUCUCAUACGUUGACUUCAGUAGUGAUGGUAAAAACGCCACCAAGGAAUUCCAUCAGCUGCACGUUCAGUUACUGACUCAAGAGUGCACCACACUCUUUGCCAAACCCAACUUCGUUUGUACCCUGUGCCACGCCCUCGACAACCCCCUCCACCAGCAGAAGAGUCUCAAGCCAUCAGCUCAACUAUUUUCCCAGAUCAGCAAGGUCUUGAAGCUAAGUCGAGUCCAGGAAGUAGUUGUCGGCUUAGCCCUCACCCACUCCUCCAAAGCUGACACACGAACUCAUGCUUUGCAGUUUGUCAAACAGAAGUUGCCAGACUUAUUGCGGUCGUACAUAGACAGUGACAUACGCAGCCCACAAGAGGGCGGUCUCGCUGACGUCUCGGCCGAGGUCUUGCACCUGCUGCUGACCCACCUACUCCACAGCUCCAAGGACCAGUUGGGCAUCCCUGUGCCCCAGCGAGAAGCAUUCCUCAAGACCAUUAAAAAGGACUUUCCUCCGGACCAGGUUCCUGUGGUGCUGGUACCUUUGCUGUACAGUGACACGCAGGACAUCAGGAUGGAUAGGAUCGUCAAUGAUAACACAAACCUGCCCAAAGCAGUGAUGGACGGCUCUCUAGCCGACAUGAUGCAGGAAGUCGGCUACAGCUGCUGUGCCACCAUGGACGAGUGCCGCAAGUCGCUAGUCCAGUUUGGCGCGGGCAGCCUGACUGCCUCGGCAGUAGCCAGAGUCAUCGGCAUGAUGGCCAAGUCACACACGGGCCUGACGGAAAACAUGCCACUACAGUCCAUCACCGGAAGCAGUGUGUGGAGCGAGGGCAAGGACAAGACCGACCCCAGCUCCCAGCCCACCACGUGGAACGUGGACGUCUUCGUGGAAGUGGUCAAGGACCUGGCCCCGCACCUGAACUUCCGGGAGGUCAUCUUUGAGAUGGACCACCCGGGGUUCCUGCUGAAGGAUGCGCAGGGUUUGCGCAUCGUCAAGAACGCCUUCCUGCGAGGGCUGCAGGACGUGUUCCCCAUCGAGGUGCUGUACAGGGUCUGGAAGAACACAGACGGACAGCUGUCCUGGAUCCAGCUGGCGUUGGCCAAUCCAGAGGUCUUCUGUUUUGCCGACUACCCUUGCCACACGGUCGUCAUCGAUAUCCUGAAGGCCCCACCAGAAGAAGAUAACAGAGAGGUGGCUACAUGGAAGUCGCUGGAUCUCGUCGAGACGCUUCUCAAGCUCGCCGAGGCGGGCAAGUACGAGCAAGUCAAGAGCCUGUUCAGCUUUCCCAUCAAGCAUUGCCCGGAUAUGCUCCUCCUGGCUCUCCUACAAGUACAGAGGAAACUGGAGCAUGAGUUAAUGCAGCACGUUAUAGCCACUGCCGCACUGAUGAAGGCUAAUGUACAGGAUAAAUGGCGUCGCAAGCAGAUGUGCCAGCAGCCCAUCUGGACUCCAUUGCGACAUGAGCUCAUCUCAACCUUGAUGCCCAUCUUUCUUGGCAAUCAUCCAAAUUCUGGCAUCGUGCUGCACUACGCAUGGCACGGACAGGGUCAGUCGCUGACCAUCCGUCAGAUCGUGAUGCAUUCCAUGGCAGAGUGGUACAUGCGGGGGGAGAACGACCAGACCCGUCUCUCCCGCAUCCUGGACGUAGCCCAGGACCUCAAGGCUCUGUCCUUGCUGCUCAACGCCACGCCGUUUGCCUUUGUUAUCGAUCUGGCCUGCCUGGCGUCCAGACGGGAGUACCUGAAGCUGGACAAAUGGAUGACAGACAAGAUCAGAGAGCAUGGGGAGCCGUUUGUCCAGACCUGCGUGACAUUUCUGAAGCGUCGGGCACCUCAGGUCAUCGGCGGUCUGGCCCCGGAGCCCAAGGAGCUACCAGGGGGAGGCAAGACUGGUGUCCUGCCCCCAGAGACUAUAGGGACCAUGCUGGCAUGCCUGCAAGCAUGCGCAAGUUCCGUUGCCCCUGACCUUGCUGAGACCAUCAUGACAAUGGUAGCCAACUGUUCCAAUCUCCUCAAGUCCCGGCCGCCGCCGGGCGUCAUCAAAUCUCAGGUUGGAAUCUCGUCAUUGUCUCCUGGCAUAGGACCACAGAUGGAAGCCAUGGGUGGCAUGUCUGGUCUUGGCAGCACCACCCCAACCACUCCAGGCAUCCACAACUUCCCAAACAACCCUCUCAGCUCCGCCUUCGGCAACAUCCAAUCAGCAGCCGCCGCGGCGGCCUCUCAGAAACCAUUCCCUCCCCUGGGCGGGGGUUCCAUGGGUGGUAGCUCCCUGGGUGGGGGAUCUCUCGGGGGAAGCGGCCUGGGCACUGGGAGUCUGGGAUCCAGCAGUCUUGGGGGAGGCUUAGGAUCAGGGGGCCUGGGCUCUUCCGGCUUCGGCGGGGGUCUGGGUGCCAAUGGGCUGGGCGGGGGUUCAGGCAGCAGCCUUGGGGGUGGGCUAGGGGGUGGGUUUGGGAGUAACUCCUCCGGAGGGUUCGGUAGCGGGUCCGGAUUGGGUGGCGGGUUUGGUGGAAGCUCAGCUGGCGGGUUUGGAUCUGGUUCGGGUUCAGGGUUAGGCGGAGGGUUCGGGAGCUCCUUGGGGAGUGGUCUCGGGGGCGGGCUGGGUGGGGGAUUAGGCUCCAGUGGGCUAGGAGGAGGCUUAGGUGGGGGUCUAGGGAGUGGUUUUGGGAGUGGCCUGAGCAGUGGCCUAAGCAGUGGCCUAAGCAGUGGUCUAAGCAGUGGUCUAGGAGGCACACUUGGAGGUGGGUUAGGGGGUGGACUGGGAGGCGGUCUCGGUGGUGGACUAGGUGGUGGACUAGGUGGAGGACUAGGUGGAGGUCUUGGAAGUUUGAGUGGAGGCAGCAACAUACAAUCAAACCCACAUGAACUACGAGGGAACAGCGCUCUGCCAUCAGUAGGCGGGGACCCUUUCAGUAGGCAAGCCGGUAGCACUGCUCCUGGUGCAGGGUUUGGGAACCAGACCCAACCGGCUAUCAACCAGCCAGCUAAAUCCAACGCAGGGGCCAUCAAACCAGGUGAUAUCUCCAAUAUCUGGCCCGAGCUGAGCCAGACCUACCCGCCUGAGAUUGACGAGGAGGCCAAUGGCUACUUCCAGCAGAUCUACAACCAGCCGCCCAGUCCCGUCAUGUCGGUGGACGACGUGCUGCAGAUGCUGAAACGAUUCAAGGACUCGCAAGUCAAGAAAGAGAGGGAGGUGUUCAUGUGCAUGCUGCGUAACCUGUUUGAGGAAUACAAGUUCUUCCCCCAGUACCCUGAGAGGGAACUGCUCAUCACGGCAUGUCUGUUUGGAGGAAUCAUCGAGCAAGGAUUGGUCACUUACAUGGCCCUAGGCAUCGCCCUUCGUUACGUCCUCGAGGCCCUGCGUAAACCCCACGGCAGUAAGAUGUACUACUUUGGGAUCGCGGCGCUGGAUAAAUUCAAGACUCGGCUCAAGGACUAUCCGCAGUACUGCCAGCACCUGUCCGCCAUACCUCACUUCAGUGAGUUCCCACAGCAUCUGACAGAGUAUGUCCAGUUUGGUGUGAUGUCCAGAGACCCGCCUCAGCGCGUCCCGACACCCUCCAGUACUGCCGUCACCACGGCAUCAACAUCCACCACGGUGGUCACCACGACGCUGUCCACCUCUAGCGCAGUCAGCACGGUCGCUACAACCACCACCACAGCGGUCACCAAGCCUGCCACCAAGACGGGAACCACGGCUCCAUCCAUCGCCAACACGACCAACAUUGACACCCUCUUAGUGGCCACGCCCAAAGAUGAAGUCAUCAAUGAACCACCAGAGAGCGUCCAAGACAAAGUGGCUUUCAUCUUCAACAAUCUUUCCCAGUCAAACCAACCACAAAAGUGUGAGGAGUUGAAAGAUUUGAUAACAGAGGAGUACCUGAACUGGCUGUCCCAGUACAUGGUCAUGAAACGAGCCAGCAUCGAGAUGAACUUUCACCCUCUCUACUCCAACUUCGUGGACCAGCUCAAGAAAGCUCCUCUGAACGACCUCUUAGUCAAGGAAACGCUGAGGAAUAUUGAGGUCUUGCUAGGCUCGGACAAAAGUGACGCCAACUUCUCUGAUCGUACUCUCUUGAAGAACUUGGGCCACUGGCUGGGAAUGCUGACUCUCGCCAAGAACAAGCCCAUACUACAAAUCGAGCUCGACAUGAAAUCCCUGAUCCUAGAGGCCUACCUCGUGGGCCAGCAGGAGCUUCUGUACGUGGUCCCCUUCGUGGCCAAAGUCAUGGAGUCCUGCAACAAGAGCCGUGUCUUCAAGCCCCCUAACCCCUGGACCAUGGCCAUCAUGGGGGUGCUGGUGGAGCUACACCAGGAACCUAACCUCAAGCUCAAUCUCAAGUUUGAGGUGGAGGUGCUGUGCAGGAACAUGGGCUUGGACCUUGUGGACGUGAAGCCCAGCAACUAUCUCAAGGACUACGCCAACCAGCGUCACCUCAAGAAGAAACUCACAGGCCCCAAGAAGACGGCGUCCGAGGAGCCCCAACCGGCCCCGACGCCCCAGCAAUCCAGCAUGCCGACCAACACCGCCACCCCGGUGCCCAGCAGCACCGGUUCCAUGGCCUCGUUGGUGACAGACACCAUGCCCACGCCUUCAAUGUCCACUGUGACCACGCCCACGGUGGCGCCUACGUCAGGCGCGCCAGCCACGCCUCAGUCGUCGGCCCCUGUGCCCCAGUUCAGCUUCCACGAUCUGAACACAACGUCGCUGACUGGUUUGGCCCCUCACAUUGCUGUCAAUGCACAGCUGCCACUAUUUCAGCAGCAUCCUCACCUGCGUAGCUGCGUGCGGCCCAUGCUGGAGAGAGCAGUCCAGGAACUAGUCCACCCUGUGGUUGACCGAUCCAUCAAGAUUGCGCUGACUACUUGUGAGCAGAUAGUCAGAAAGGAUUUUGCCCUGGACCCAGAAGAGAAUCGCAUGCGCAUCGCAGCCCACCACAUGGUGCGUAACCUGACGGCCGGCAUGGCCAUGAUCACGUGCCGCGAGCCGCUCCUGACCAGCAUCAGUAACAACUUCAAGACGGCUUGUGUUGCCGCCCUCAAGGGAGGCACACCCCAGACCAAAGAGCUGAUAGACCAGGCGGCUACCGUCGUGGCCCAGGAGAACGUGGAGCUGGCCUGCUGCUUCAUCCAGAAAUGUGCCGUGGAGAAAGCCAUCCCCGAAAUGGACCGACGUCUAGCGACUGAAAUUGAGCUGCGCAAGCACGCCCGUAACGAGAAUCGCCGCUACUGUGAUCCUGUAGUGUUGACAUACCAGGCUGAGCGAAUGCCUGAACAGAUUCGACUCAAGGUUGGUGGUGUGCCAGCCGGCCAGAUCGCCGUCUACGAGGAAUUUGCUCGCAGCAUUCCUGGCUUCCAGCCAACGCCAGAAGCCAAUCAGCCGCCAGGAUUCCUGGUCAAACCAGUACAGCAAUCCUAUGCCACAGACGAGAUCACCCAGAUCUACGACAAGUGCGUAUCCGAGAUAGAACAGCACCUGCACGCCUUGAUCCAAUCCUCGGCCCAGAACCAACACAUGCAGGUCCUGCAUGCCUUGCUGGAAGCCGUAGUCCUAGCCAGGAACUCACGGGAGAUUGUCACGGCUCUGGCUGUACUACAGAAGGCUGUUGAGGGCCUCCUGGAAGGGUAUACCCCACAGACCAUGGACCCGGAGCUGGCCUUGCGAUACCGUGACUGUCACAUCCUGGUACUGAAGUCGCUACAAGACCAACGGGCCUAUGGCCCUCAGUGGACCAAUAAGCAGGUCACACGAGUGGUGUGUGAGACGCGCAGUGAACAGAAGUACAACCUGGACGCCGUGGAGCAGCUCUUCAGAGCCCACCUCAUGAAUAUGCAGACCUUUGACAUGCAGUUAGCUCAGUCGAUGGAGAACGGCCUGAAUUACACAGCGGUGGCCUUUGCCAUGAACGUUGUCCGCCGUUACUUGAUCGAGGAGAAACAAAGUAACAUCCUGAAUGAGGCCGACCUGUACAAUACACUGCAUAUCCUGAUGCGUAUAGCAAAUCAAACACCUAACCCACCCGAAGGCCUACAGCACCUGAUUGAGGUGGUGCGCCAGAAUCACGACCCAGCCUUCUUAGACAAGGCUCCAGGGGGACCCACCUCUAUGAUGCACUCGGGUAUCUCCCAGGCCAGGGAGUUUGACGACCCGCCAGGCCUGAGGGAGAAGACAGAGUACCUGCUGAGGGAAUGGGUCAGCAUGUAUCACUCCCCGGCUAGCGGCAAAGACAGCACCAAGGCCUUCUCGGCUUUUGUCAACCAGAUGCACCAGCAGGGAAUCCUCAAGACGGACGACCUGAUCACCCGUUUCUUCCGCAUCUGCACGGAGCUGUGCGUGGACCUGUGCUACCGGGCCUUGGCGGAGCAGGCCCACACCCCGACGCUGACCAGGGCCAAGUGCUUCCACACCCUGGAUGCCUUCGUGCGUCUGAUUGCGCUCCUUGUCAAGCACUCCGGGGACGCCAGCAACGCCGUGACCAAGAUCAAUCUACUGAACAAGGUCCUGGGCAUUGUAGCCGGUGUUCUCCUUCAAGACCACGAGGUACGCAACACGGAAUUCCAGCAGUUACCGUACCACCGCAUCUUCAACAUGCUUCUGCUGGAACUCAACGCCCCGGAACAGAUCCUGGAGGCCAUUAACUACCAGAUUAUGACAGCCUUCUGCAAUGCCUUACACGUCUUGCGGCCUUCCAAAGCGCCAGGUUUCGUCUACUCCUGGCUGGAGCUGAUAUCACAUCGCAUCUUCAUAGCACGGAUGCUGGCCAUGCUGCCCCAACAGAAGCAAGGGUGGCCCAUGUAUGCACAGCUACUGAUUGACUUGUUCAAAUUCAUGGCACCAUUCCUACGCAAUGCUGAGCUACCCAAGUACACUGCAUUGCUCUACAAGGGUUGUUUGCGGGUGCUGCUGGUCCUUCUCCACGACUUCCCAGAAUUCCUGUGCGACUACCACUACGGUUUCUGCGACGUCAUCCCGCCCAACUGCAUCCAGAUGCGUAAUCUGAUCCUGAGCGCGUUCCCGCGCAACAUGCGUCUGCCGGACCCCUUCACGCCCAACCUCAAGGUGGAGAUGCUGUCGGAUAUCACCCAGCCGCCGCGCAUCAUGACCAACUUCUCGGCCAUGAUACAGCCGGCCUCUUUCAAGAAGGACCUAGACUCGUACCUCAAGACCCGCAGCACUGUCACGUUCCUGUCGGAGCUGCGCGGUCACCUGCAGGUCUCUCAGGAGCCCGGCCAGCGUUACAACACGGCCCUGAUGAACGCCCUGGUCCUGUACGUGGGCUCGCAGGCCAUCGCGUACAUCCACAGCAAGAACAGCACGCCUUCCAUGAGCACCAUCCCUCACUCCUCGCAUAUGGAUAUCUUCCAGAACCUAGUGGUGGAUCUGGACACGGAGGGUCGGUAUCUUUUCCUGAAUGCAAUAGCCAACCAGCUACGUUACCCCAACAGUCACACUCACUACUUCAGCUGCACUCUCCUGUAUCUCUUUGCUGAGGCCAACACGGAGGCAAUGCAAGAACAAAUCACGAGGGUACUGCUAGAGCGAUUGAUUGUCAACAGACCACACCCAUGGGGCCUUCUCAUCACCUUCAUUGAUCUCAUCAGGAAUCCUAACUUCAAGUUCUGGAAUCAUGAGUUUGUCCACUGUGCCCCGGAGAUUGAAAAAUUGUUUGAGUCGGUUGCCAGGAGCUGUAUGCAGCAGAAGAGCCAGGCGCCAGUUAUGAACCGGGAACCGGUGGAGGCACACGAGUAAACAGUUGACCUCUUCCUCCAUCGACCUCUCGGACUAUACCACACAGUGAUCUUAUUUCAGACACGGAAAUAUGAUGUGAAAUAUAUAGCCUUGUGUUCAGCCGCUGUGCAGCUGUACACGCCGGCUGUAUAUGAGGUUUUGUUGUACAGAUGUAUUUAAUAAAAAGGUCUUGCAAUGUGUUGAGGUGGCUACUAGCGAUGUGACUGAAGACUAGGUACGUCUGUGGUCAAGGAGAAUGAAUUUGGAAGCCAGAUCUCUCUUUUAAAGGACAUCAUCCACUUCACGUCUGGUAUCCUAAUCGUCAAAGAGAGCACCAGUCUAAAGCAUGUGGCAGCCAUGUUGGUGUCAGAUGCCAUGCACUACACGUCUGGUAUUCUAAUUGUCAAAGAGAGCACCAGUCUUAGGACUGUGACAGCAGACCUAAUGAUUUUCCUACACUCUUUUAUGAGACUCUAAGUAAGGCUCAUGUUAAAAGUAGUCUGGUACCAAUGGGAUGGAAUUGAGUACAUAUUGAACAUUGCCUUUGUACAAGGGAACUAGACACACUACAAGUAGCCAUGCUUAGGGUACCAUGUGAUACUGUAGUGAUCUUCAUCAAACAAAAGGUUUUUUAAAAGAAAAUGUUUGUUUUUUUCCCUUUUUUCAAGGGAAAAAAUAACAAAUUGGAAGGGGACAUUUAAUCCCUUUUAACAUCAUUGAUAUUGUAACUGUCUUGGAAUUACAGUGACAUUUCUCUGAUGAGUCUGAUUUCAGAUAAUAUUUACAAUAAUCAUUUUCUUUUCUUUUCCAUUUUGGGAUGUGUCCAAUUUUCGUUUCAUCACUAAAAAAUUAUAUAAAUUUGAUUGCUCGUAUGUUCAUUGAAAGAGUCUUGACAAUUUGUUUAUUAUUCACAUUUUUUUUCAACACCAUAACGUCGUAUUUGUAUAAUUUUGAACUUUGGUUAAUUAUCUGGCAAUUGUUUGGGUUUUCUGGUUAGGCGCCAGAUUUUGUUACGCAACACUUUCAUGAGUUAUACAUUAGACCUUGAACUCGCACUGAUGCGCUAUAAACAACCUGUGAAAUCCUGAACCACUGUUAGUGUUGUUGGGGUUUAAGGGUUUAAGGGUCUGGCUCGACGUGGGGAAAUGACAGAAUUAAUCAUGUCUUACCGAUUUUGUGUCAGAUUUUCACAUCAACUUGAUGAUCUGAAAACAUUUGACUACUUUUUGUUUUUGGGUUUUUUUCCGUUAAUUUUGGGAUUAUUUUUGUUUUGGAGGGGGUGGAGUACCCUUUAAAAAAUUUGGUUUCUGGCAGGUUUGAACCGGUGAAAAGUCAGUAAUUUUUCACUUUAUUAUGUUGUAAUCCUCCAACCUGAAUGGGUUUUUCCAAAGAACAGGAGCCUUUCAGUAAACCAUCUCAGAUAUUUCCAGGCAUUUGUUGUGUAAACAUUAAGAUCUCAUUUGAAAAAGUAACCUUAAAGGAAACGAAUUAUUUACGUAUCCAAUUGAAGCAUUGAAAGAAACAUGAACACGAUUUUUGGAUGAGCUUGCAAGAUUUCAGGCUCAAACUAUUAUGGGCCAUAUCGUAUCCAUGUCUUUAACAAUACGGCACCUGUUAAGCACCAAAGUAUUAUGGGAUACCAUUAAUUCUCCAUAUAUGGUCAAGUUGGUAUCACUUUUUGGUAUUAACAUAAAUUAAGGGACACUGUGUUUUCAGAGAUUGUAAGCCACGUGAUGCCCUUGUAGUGGCAGUUGAUUCCAUUUUUUGAUAAACACUUGUUUGCAAAUCCUGUACAUAUAAGACCUUGACGUAUAUAAUUGUCUGCUUCAUAUUAUGACGAAUUAAAAAAAGCUUUACUUCAGCAUUUA
This is a messenger RNA of Patiria miniata (bat star), 9948 nucleotides long. It is a transcript of the gene cnot1, whose product is annotated as CCR4-NOT transcription complex subunit 1-like. Gene Ontology annotation, cellular component: CCR4-NOT core complex; P-body. Gene Ontology annotation, molecular function: molecular adaptor activity. The transcript has 46 exons. Gene Ontology annotation, biological process: nuclear-transcribed mRNA catabolic process, deadenylation-dependent decay. The record is from RefSeq and is a predicted model, not a curated record. Bases 215 to 8101 code for a protein of 2628 amino acids. NCBI's taxonomy places the organism in Eukaryota, Metazoa, Echinodermata, Asteroidea, Valvatida, Asterinidae.